This is a messenger RNA of Panicum hallii, 963 nucleotides long. Its product is annotated as replication protein A 70 kDa DNA-binding subunit D-like. Bases 1 to 963 code for a protein of 320 amino acids. Gene Ontology annotation, biological process: DNA repair; DNA recombination; DNA replication. Gene Ontology annotation, molecular function: DNA binding. Gene Ontology annotation, cellular component: nucleus. Lineage: Eukaryota; Viridiplantae; Streptophyta; Magnoliopsida; Poales; Poaceae. The transcript is spliced from 8 exons. The record is from RefSeq and is a predicted model, not a curated record.
AUGAUCAGCUUCACAAGAUGGACUACAGUGGAGGAGGUUGUUGAGAUUCCACCAGCUUUCCCAGAAUUCACCUACUCCCUUACUCCCAUAGAGAAGCUCCCAUCAGUUUUGGAUAACAAAGAGUACUUUACAGAUGUACUUGGCGCAGUCACAAAGAUCUCGGAUGCUUUGCCAUUACGGCCAAGAUCCCAGCAAGUUGAUACCAUGAAAAGAACUGUGACAGUAUGUGAUGAAAGUGGUGCUUCUCUGGACGUCACGCUUUGUGGUGAGCGAGCCACUUCAUUCCCAGCUGAACAACUUCAUAAGGAUGGACAGCAUUCACCACAAAUUGUAAUAUUUGUUGGCACUCUUGUGAGGGGCUAUGCUGGAACCAUCUCAUUGUCUGGCGGCUCAUCAUGCAAGUGGUAUAUAAAUCCUGAUGUCCCUGAAGCAAAAAACCUUAUUGCCAGCAUGAAAAGCGUGCACCAACCAGUUGCACUCGCUCCACAGGUAAAAUACAGUGAGCCCAGAACUUCUAUUGCAGAACACAAGAAAGUAUCUGAUAUCAAGUAUCUUCACCCCUUCAAGAACAAGAAAGUAGAGUGGUUGGUUACAGUAAAGAUAAUGAAGAUUGAUAAGUCAUGGUGGUAUGAGUCGUGCAAGAAAUGUUUCAGAACAACUAGGCCUCAUGGCAACACCUACAAAUGCUCUAAUCCAACAUGUAGCACCAUUGGUGCGCCUAGCCCAAGGUACAAACUGGUCAUCAUUGCUGGGGACGAGACUGGUGACACUGAGUUUGUCAUGUUUGGACGCAUAGUGCAACGUAUCAUAAAAAAGACAGUCGAUGCUCUCAUUGCCAAUAAUCCGCCUGGAUUUAUCCCUGACGAGAUCACUAGGCUAUUGGAAAAGGUUUUCACGUUCAAUGUUUGCUUCACAGAGAAUACAAUUUCUUCUGGCAAUGUCUCUUUCCAGGCAGCAGUGUAG